AUGUUAAUUUUCUUUGUUCCAUUUAUAAUUUCAGACUGUCCUGAAGGAUCAGUCUAUGAUAUUCCUUCAAAUGUUACAUCAAUUGAAGUUUCUGCAUUUUAUGAUUGUUCUAGUCUUACAAGUAUAACAAUUCCUUCAAGUGUUACAUCAAUCGGAGAUUUUGCAUUUUAUGGUUGUUCUAGUCUUACAAGUAUAACAAUUCCUUCAAGUGUUACAUCAAUCGGAAAUUCUGCAUUUUAUGGUUGUACUAGGCUAACCAGUAUAACAAUUCUUUCAAGUGUUACAUCAAUCGGAGAUUCUGUAUUUUAUAGAUGUUCUAGUCUUACAAGUAUAACAAUUCCUUCAAGUGUUACAUCAAUCGGAAAUUCUGCAUUUUAUGGUUGUUCUAGUCUUACAAGUAUAACAAUUCCUUCAAGUGUUACAUCAAUCGGAAAUUCUGCAUUUUAUGGUUGUACUAGUCUUACAAGUAUAACAAUUCCUUCAAGUGUUACAUCAAUCGGAAAUUCUAUAUUUUCUAGUUGUUCUAGUCUUACAAGUAUAACAAUUCCUUCAAGUGUUACAUCAAUCGGAAAUUCUAUAUUUUCUAGUUGUUCUAGUCUUACAAGUAUAACAAUUCCUUCAAGUGUUACAUCAAUCGGAGAUUAUGCAUUUUAUAGAUGUUAUAGUCUUGCAAGUAUAACAUUAAAAACACCUCAAGAUAUCUCUGGUUCUAUCUCAUCUAAUGCCUUUACCAAUUGUGAAAUUCAAGAAUUAAUUUAUGAAAACCAAGGAUUCACACUCAUUAAUGAUUUGUCUCUCAAAGAAACAGUCACAACAAUAAAAUUCGAUUUUUUACAUACAAAUACAAUUAAACGACUUAAUGAAGAGAAACUUUUUUCAUCACUUUUAAAUUUCAACAAAUUAAUCAAUAUCUCAAUAGGAAAUAUCAAUGAUUACACUAUUCCUGCAUCAUUUAUUAAUGUUAAUAAUGUAAAAAUCUUUAUUUCAAAUGAUAUUCAGUCAAUUAAUUCUCAGGCAUUUUCAAGUGUUGACAUUGGAUAUUUCAUUUAG
This is a messenger RNA of Trichomonas vaginalis G3, 1050 nucleotides long. Its product is annotated as antigen BSP-related family. The record is from RefSeq and is a predicted model, not a curated record. The transcript has a single exon. Lineage: Eukaryota; Parabasalia; Trichomonadida; Trichomonadidae. The coding region runs from base 1 to 1050 and encodes 349 amino acids.